GAUUACUUUAACUAUUGGUUUUUCACGAAGUGCGAUUGUUAAUGCUAACUGAGAUAGUUGAGAGUUAUUAUGUAAGGAUAAACAGUGUCGUUAACUGUCAUUUCGUUGUUAUCUCAUAUCGCAUUUAGUCUAAUGAGUUAUACUAUUUUUUGUGCGCAAUAAAUUUGAUUAAACGAGGUGAGAUAGUAUCUUCCGUGCAAGCGUUUAAUACCGUGACUAGAAACACAGUCGAUUUCACUAUAUAAAAUAUGAAACCGUGUAAAACAUAAUUAGUUUUUGCAAACCUAUUGCUAUGAUGUACCUAUUAGUGCUUUUGCUUCUGUUAGACACAGUUCUAGGUACUCAACCGGAAGUUCAGAAUGAUGGUAGUGAAACUAAUAAAUACAAAAAAAUACAAAAUGUUGUAUUAUCAAAUAAAACAAGAAGUGGUGACGAUCAGCCUAUGUCGAUAUUCAACAAUUCCGAAUUCCAUCUCAAUUUCAUUAUUGAUCCCAAGCAGCCAUUGGCAGAAAUCGUAUUGACUAAUUUAUUGAUGUCAUUAGCAACAUCGAUACCCACAAAUGCGUCACGAAGACUUUCGAAAUCUUCAUUGGACAAUGAAAGUGCAAUUAAUAAAAUAAAACUGAUCGGUGGAUUGAUUCGAGACCAAAUAAAUGUAAUUGCACAAGAUUUGAGACUCUUUAGAGAAUCUCGUGCGAAACAACAAUUAUUGAUAACAUUGAAAAAUCGAUAUUCUGGAAAUCUUAUUGAAAACACAAUCCGCGAAGGAUACCUGACCGUACGUUGCAUUGGUGAAAUUAUUAAAGAAGUUUAUUCUAAAGUAACAAGUCACUUUGGAAGUUUCAUUAAUUCUUUCCGUCGUCAUGGUUACAAAAUGAUGAACGUACAAACGAAAAAUAAUCAAGUUAAAAACUAUGAAAAUACGUUCAAUGUACUUGAACAAUUUAUUGACACAAUUAUCAAUAUGGAAGAAUGUCUUAAUUCCGAUUGGAGGCAUUACGAUCUACGUGCUGCUUUCAUGAAAUUGACAGGACGAUCUAGUUCUGACAGUUUGAGGUUGAUCAAAAAACGUUUGAACAGACCUUUGUCAAGAUUUUUAAGAACUAAAAAGACAUAUAAACAACUUUAUGCAUUAUUCAUAUGUCAGAUAGCUGUUGACACGUUCAGAAGAGAUUUUGAAAAAUGUCUAGAGGAAAUGGAACGAAUUGAAGAAUGUAUGAACAAGUUCGAUACAGAUCUAUACAUACCCAAUAAUUGGACAAGAUCGAUUAAGUAUUUGAAAAGUUCGUGUACUAAUACGAAAGAUAGUAACGGUUUUUACAAUAUAAACUGUAACAACAAAAUAAAAAUUCCAAAAAGUUUAUAUCGACAGGUACAAUUAAUUUUCAAGGGUCUUUCAGGUUCUGAAUUGAAAGCAAGUCCUAUAUUGAAUGACGUGGCUGACGAUUUAGUCAAGAUUUUAGAAAAGAGUGAUUUUGGCAGGAAAGCAUGUUAUCAACUGUGUCGACUCUCAAUGAUUUAUCAGACUGGACUAAACAAGAAAACCAGACUUGAAAAAAUGAUACAUGACGAUAAUCAGGCUAUUGGCGAGUUUACAAAAGUUUUUCAAAAUUUGCAUGAUUUUCGAAAUGGAAUUCUUCAGGAAACUGUACACGUCGUUAAUAAGCUCCGUAAAUGUAUGAGGAGCUUCGAAAAAAUGUUGUCAGAUUAUGUCAAAAUAAGUUUGGACAAAUCUUGGUUGGAAAUGACACAAGUUUCAAAUCGAUAUUUUAAGUUAUUUACUGAAGUCGAUACUCAAAAGCGAUCUAAUAACGCGACUAAACUAAUUCGACAGAAAUCAUCAGUGUCUGAUCCUCUUAAUGAUAAAUUUCAUGAUUUGAAUUAUAAUAUUAUGCAACUCGGAUCUAGCAAUAGAAAUCGCAAAGUUUCAGAAGAAAGUUUGACAAAUUUUUUGCAAAGUGUAAAUAAUUAUAGUGUGCGAAAAUGGAAACAUCAAAAUACUGCACUAGGCUGUAUCGCCAAGAGUUUACUAUUGGGAACCUUGCUUGUAGAGGCGCUAGCAUGCAUGGAAACUUUAUUUUACAAUAACGGAAUUGAGCAACAAGUAUUAGAAGACGAGGUAUAAUUUUUCAGUGGAAAUUUCCGUACCCGUAGAGACUCAUCCCU
Messenger RNA from Cephus cinctus (wheat stem sawfly), 2166 nucleotides. RefSeq lists its product as uncharacterized. The transcript has 4 exons. The record is from RefSeq and is a predicted model, not a curated record. Lineage: Eukaryota; Metazoa; Arthropoda; Insecta; Hymenoptera; Cephidae. The coding region runs from base 293 to 2125 and encodes 610 amino acids.